ACAACCCCCCUUCCCUUUAAAACAAAAAAUCUAUUGGCUCAGAAAUUCCUUGCUCGAUUGGAAAACUGCAAAAAUUAACGAACUUUCCACAAGUAGUCAUCUUUAGAUUUUCAGGGUUGGUUGGAGGAAGUGUUGUUGCAGAACCAGCAGCCAUGGAUUCCGACGUGGGGCGGAGGAUAGGGACGACGGUGCGGGAGGUGCUGGAGGAAUCGGACAUGAACAACACCACCGAGUACAAGGUGCGGAAGCUGGCGUCCGAGCGGCUCGGCAUGGACCUGUCCCAGCCCAAGUACAAGGCGAUCGUGAGGCAGGUGGUGGAGUCCUUCCUCGAGGAGCAGAAGGCGAGGGAGGAGCAGAAUGCGAUGGGAAAGGAAGAGGGGGAAGAGCAAGAGGAGCAGGAGGAGGAGGAGGAGGAGACCGGGAAGAAGUCUGGCGGGGAUGCGGAGUACACUGAGGACGGCGACCUUAUCAUCUGCAAGUUAUCAGAAAAGAGAAAGGUGACGAUGCAAGAGUUUCGAGGCAAACCCCUUCUCUCAAUUAGGGAGUACUUCAAGAAAGGAGGCAAGGAAUUCCCUACUUCAAAAGGCAUAAGCUUGACAGAGGAACAAUGGUCUGUCUUAAGAAAGAAUGUACCUGCUGUAGAGAAAGCCAUCAAGAAGCUGGAGUCAAACGCCAUGUGAGAGUUGAUUUCCUUUGAAUACAUUGGCACCAUCCUAGAGCCUCGGACAUCUUGAACUGUUUGAGUUUUGUGAUCUAACCAAGAUCCAGCUCUGGAUUGCGGGGUUUAGUUGUUAUCUUGAUGUCAAAUUUUGCAUCAACUCAAUAUCCGUGGUGCUGUCUCAUAUUUUCACUAAGUGCAACAAUGUUUCAUCAUAAUAAUGCAGCACAAGACUUAUUUAUGCUUGGCAAUCACCAAGAUUUUAUGAA
This is a messenger RNA of Eucalyptus grandis, 927 nucleotides long. RefSeq names its product RNA polymerase II transcriptional coactivator KELP. The transcript has 4 exons. Bases 153 to 680 code for a protein of 175 amino acids. Gene Ontology annotation, biological process: positive regulation of transcription initiation by RNA polymerase II. Gene Ontology annotation, molecular function: DNA binding; transcription coactivator activity. The record is from RefSeq and is a predicted model, not a curated record. NCBI's taxonomy places the organism in Eukaryota, Viridiplantae, Streptophyta, Magnoliopsida, Myrtales, Myrtaceae.